Zymoseptoria tritici IPO323 is the source of this 420-nucleotide messenger RNA. RefSeq lists its product as uncharacterized. Bases 1 to 420 code for a protein of 139 amino acids. Lineage: Eukaryota; Fungi; Ascomycota; Dothideomycetes; Mycosphaerellales; Mycosphaerellaceae. The transcript has 2 exons. The record is from RefSeq and is a predicted model, not a curated record.
AUGCUUCACUCAAACACGACGAGGAAACGCGCCCUGAACAAACAAGAAACAGAGCGAGCACUCUACCUCAGCCUCUACGAGCUCAUGAAUCGCGCCUCCACAGUCGGAGAUGAGGAGACGGCUUUCGCGCUGGCGAGCAUAUUGGCGCAGGACGAACACUGCCCGAUCCUCUACCGCGCCCACGCCCACAUGCUCCUCGGACUUUGGCUCGACGCACCGGAAAGCAUCGAGCAUGCCAAAGAAGCCAUCACCAUGCUGGAGGAAGACUACUAUGAUGAGCUCGAAGCUGACGGACGCUUGCAGGACUUCGAUCGAGAGCAAGUUGCGCUGGCGAAGAGGAUUUUGCGCAUGGCGGAGGAGAAGGCGGCGGCUGUUGAGAAGAACGUGGAGGCAGACAUCGGUUGUGCAGGACCAGAAUGA